AUGAUGUCAUUUAAUUAUUCAUUUCCUCAUUUACAAAUAUUAGGAGUGUCAUCAUUUAAAGAUUGCAUUAAUUUAGAAAAUUUUACAUUUUCAUCUCUAACUUUGACUGUUAUGGAAAAUGCAUUUGAGAAUUGCAUUAAAUUAAAGAAUGUUAGUAAUAUCUUAAAUAUUCCUGAUAAUUGUUUCUGUGGAUGUAAAUGUUUAGAAGAAGUUACAAUACGAGAAGGAUCAAAGAAAAUCGGAAUUAAAUCAUUUGAGAAUUGUUCUUCUUUAGAAAGUAUUACAAUUCCACAAUCUAUUCGAAUCAUUUCAGAAUAUUCAUUUCUUGAUUGUAACAAACUAAAAUCAAUUAUAUUCAGUGAAACAAAUUUACUUGGGAACUUUUCAAUUAGUUCUAUUUCAGAAUGCAAAUCUCUUACAAAUAUCAGUGAUUUUUCAUCAGACAAAUACAAAUGUAUUGAUAAUACUUUAUACUACAAAAACAAUACUAAAUGGGAACUUAUUUUUCAUUUGAGUAACUCAGAAGAUAAAGAGCUUGACAUUAACUGCAGUAUCAUCUGUAGUUAUUCAUUUAAUUGCAGUAACAACAUUGAAAAUAUCACAAUUAUAUCAGAUAGUGUUUCUGUUAUAGAAGAUCAUUCAUUCAACAACUGUCUUAAUCUCAAAUACAUCAAUUUCCCACUUUCAGUUUCAGAUGUUGAGAUUGAUGCAUUCCAUGAUUGCAAUUCCAUUCGAUGCCUUCUUAUUAUUGAGAACACAUCCACUGAUUAUCUUCACAUGAUCGUUUCUUCUGGAAUUCCUAAAAGACUUAUGACUUCAUGUCAUAUUGCUCAUGUUUCCAAAAAUCGUUUAAUGCUCAAAUUUUUACGUUAUCAUUCUACGCAUAUUUUCUGGAAACAUCUUGUUAAUUAA
Messenger RNA from Trichomonas vaginalis G3, 912 nucleotides. Its product is annotated as ribonuclease inhibitor domain-containing protein. The record is from RefSeq and is a predicted model, not a curated record. Bases 1 to 912 code for a protein of 303 amino acids. Lineage: Eukaryota; Parabasalia; Trichomonadida; Trichomonadidae. The transcript has a single exon.